Molecule: messenger RNA, 1199 nt
Organism: Tarenaya hassleriana
Lineage: Eukaryota; Viridiplantae; Streptophyta; Magnoliopsida; Brassicales; Cleomaceae
Product: 26S proteasome non-ATPase regulatory subunit 12 homolog A-like
Exons: 7
Coding region: 109-888 (259 amino acids)
Cellular component (GO): nuclear proteasome complex; proteasome regulatory particle, lid subcomplex; cytoplasm
Source: RefSeq, a predicted model, not a curated record
CAAGUCUCUUGUUUCUCUCGCUCUGGACUCUGAAUUUCGAAGACUGAGGUUCCUCUCCUCUCGCUCUCUUGGAUUAUCCUUCUCUGAGGUGAAUUCCGGUGGUUUGCGAUGGAGGACAGAGUGAAACUGGAGGCUGCCAUAGAUCAGCUCCUGAACGAGGAGAAGCAGAUGAGGCUCGCCGGAGAUGUCUCUGGGACGAGGAAGGCCGUUACUGACAUUCUUCAGCUUUGUUUCGAAGCUAAGGACUGGAAACUCCUGAAUGAACAGAUUGUCAAUCUGUCCAAGAAGCGUGGCCAGCUUAAGCAGGCUGCGCAAUCUAUGGUCCAGCAAGCAAUGCAGUACAUUGAUCAGACACCAGAUAUUGACACACGGAUAGAGCUUAUUAAGACACUAAACAAUGUGUCUGCUGGAAAGAUAUAUGUCGAAAUUGAGAGGGCUCGUUUGAUCAAGAAGCUUGCUAAGAUUAAAGAAGAGCAGGGGCUUGUAGCUGAAGCUGCAGAUCUUAUGCAAGAAGUCGCUGUGGAGACAUUUGGUGCUAUGGCAAAAACUGAGAAGAUCGCAUUUAUUCUUGAACAAGUUCGUUUGUGCUUAGAUCGACAAGAUUAUGUCCGUGCUCAAAUCUUGUCUAGGAAGAUCAAUCCAAGAGUUUUUGAUGCCAAUACAUUGAAAGAGAAGAAGCAACCUAAGGAAGGUGAAAGCAUAGUAGAAGAGGCUCCAGCUGAUAUACCAUCCUUGUUGGAGCUGAAACGAAUUUAUUAUGAGCUAAUGAUUCGGUACUACUCUCACAACAACGACUACCUUGAAAUAUGUCGUUGCUACAAGUCAAUAUAUGAUAUCCCUUCUGUCAAGGAAAACCCGGCACAAUGGAUUCCAGUAAGACAGCAUUGAUCGGGUCAUCCACUGUCUACAUGUACAUUGUAUAGUACAUCUGGAUUAACUUGUGCCCAAUCCGAUCUAUUCCAUCCCAAACCCGAACCGUUUCCCGAAACACCCACAUCUAGUUUUAAGACCGACGUGGUUUAUUUACGUAAAAGAAGUUUCCACGUAACAGGCGGUCCCCAAGCGAGUUCUGCUGUGUUGGGUCUGCGGACCAUUUCACGUGAUGGACACUAUGGGUGCGCGUUUCGGUAUGGUUUUCCGGUACCGUUUUUUAACCAAACCGUCCAAUAAUAUUUUAAUAAAACCGAUUUUUUUUGGAA